AUGGAUAUCACAGAAUUAUUACAGUGCUUCGCCUGUACUUUGGACCAUAACGCUGCCGUAAGAACUAAUGCGGAAACACAUCUUAAAAAUGCAAGUAAAGUACCAGGAUUCUUAGGCGCAUGCCUGGAUAUCAUUGCUGCUGAUGAAGUUCCAGAAAACAUCAAAUUAUCAGCGUCCUUAUAUUUUAAGAACAAAAUUACAUACGGAUGGUGUGCUGAUGCCAGACAAGGUUCAAAUGAAUUACUAGAUUCACAUGUCGAUCCGGAUGAAAAACCAGUAGUAAAAGACAUGUUAAUCAAAACAAUGGUCAGCGUGUCCAAGACCUCCCCGCGCUGUAUCAGAGUGCUAAAAUCUGCCCUUACUGUAAUUAUUUCAGAAGAUUACCCUAGCAAAAAAUGGGACAAUCUAUUACCAAGUUCCUUAGAAUUACUCUCAAAUGAAGACAUCACUGUAACAUAUGUCGGGCUCCUGUGUCUUGCUGAGAUUUUUAGGACCUACAGGUGGAAAAAUAAUGAUGAAAGACAGGACUUGGAGGAGUUGAUUUUAAAUUAUCUCCCUGCUUUAUUAAAUUACGGCGCAGAUGUCCUUUUCCAGGAUGGCAAAUACAUGAAUAACGAGCAAAUUGGCGAAUUGGUAAGAUUAAUCGUCAAAAUUUAUAAAUUUGUUUCAUACCAUGAUCUACCAUUUACAUUACAACGCCCCGAAUCAUUUACUCCAUGGGCAUGUUUUUUUGUCAGUAUCAUUCAGCAGCCAUUGCCUCAAGAAGUUCUGGCCAUAUCUGACAUUGAAAUCAGAAGUAAAAAUCCAUGGGUCAAAUGUAAGAAAUGGGCUCUUGCAAACCUUUACAGACUUUUUCAGAGGUAUGCAUCAACCUCACUAACAAGAAAGUUUCAGUAUGAUGAGUUUAAACAGAUGUACUGCGAACAGUUUUUGACUCAAUUUUUGCAAGUCAUUUUCGAGCAAAUCGAGAAAUGGGGAACUGGACAGUUGUGGUUAAGUGACGAAUGCUUAUAUUACAUACUGAACCUUAUCGAACAGUGUGUUGUUCAGAAGGCAACUUGGAAACUUGUUGGGCAGCACUAUAAUGUUAUUCUUCAACAUGUUAUUUUUCCGCUGCUAAAGCCUAGUCCUGAGACUUUGGAAACCUUCGAUAAUGACCCUCAAGAAUAUAUUAACCGGAAUAUGGACUUUUGGGAUGUUGGCUAUUCCCCAGAUCUUGCUGCACUAGCUUUGUUAACGACAUGCGUUACGAAACGUGGUAAAACGACCUUACAGCCGACCUUGGAGUUCAUGGUCUCAACUUUACAAAACGCCGUUGGUGACUACAACAAUAUUACGUUAGAGAAUGCCUUGCAAAUUGAGUCAUGUUUGAGAAUAUUCUCUAGCAUUAUUGACCGUUUAAUAACUAAAGAUUCUCCAUUUGCCAGUGAGAUGGAAAAGUUUAUAUUGACAUUUGUUUUACCUUUUUUCAAGUCCCAAUAUGGGUUUCUGCAAAGCCGUGUUUGUGACAUUUGUUCGAAGCUGGGUUCUAUGGAUUUUAAAGACCCAAUAAUAACCUCUACUAUCUAUGAAGGUGUUAUGAAUUGUCUAAAUAACCCCCAUAAUUCGUUACCUGUAGAAUUGACGGCUGCGUUGGCAUUGCAAACUUUUAUUAGUGAUGAUCAAUUUAAUAUGAAGUUAUCCGGGCAUGUUGUUCCUACCAUGCAAAAAUUACUAAGUUUGUCUAAUGAUUUUGAAUCUGAUGUAAUUUCAGGCGUCAUGCAAGAUUUUGUAGAACAAUUUGCUGAGCAAUUACAGCCUUUUGGUGUUGAAUUAAUGAAUACCUUGGUCCAGCAGUUUUUAAAAAUAGCUAUUGAUCUACAUGAAGCCUCUAAUUUGGAUCCAGAUUCCUUCGCGAACGUUGAUAACAUUCCCGAUGAAUCCGACAAGCAAAUGGCGGCUCUAGGUAUUUUGUCAACUACGAUAUCUAUUCUGUUGUCUUUUGAAAAUUCACCUGAAAUCUUAAAAAACUUGGAACAGUCAUUUUAUCCAGCUGCAGAGUUUAUUUUGAAAAACGAUAUCGAGGAUUUCUAUCGUGAAUGUUGUGAGUUUGUGGAGAACUCCACAUUCUUACUAAGAGAUAUUACUCCCAUCAGCUGGAAAAUUUUAGAGUUGAUUGGAGAAUGUAAUAGAAAAACUGAUAGUAUGGUCUCUUAUUACUUAAGCGAUUUCAUGUUAGCCCUAAACAAUAUUCUUAUUUACGGAAAGGAUGAAUUAAGAAAGAAUGAAUUUUACACCAAGAUCAUAUUUGAAAUAUACCAAAAGGCUGUUAUCGCUGAAGAAAAUGCCCUAGACGAUCUUAGAGUAGUUUUUGAUUUAUCGCAAGAGUUGGUUCUUGCAUUAGAUGAGAAUUUACCCCAACAAUAUAGGGAGCGCCUGUUAACAGAUGUUGUCAACGCUAUUCUAACUCAAAAGAAUGAACUGAAAACUAAUGUUGUAUUUAGUGUGACUGCUUUUAAUGUCGUAAUUUCAAAUCUGAUAACAGAACCUUUGGUCACGUUGCAGUACCUAAAGCAACAGGGUUGUCUUGAAAUUUUCUUUCAGACGUGGGUUACGGACUAUAUUCCGAACUAUAAAAGGUGCUACGAUAUCAAAUUAUCAGUCCUUGCGCUGUUAAAAAUUAUAUUGAAGUUAGAAAGCAACGAUUAUUCUAUGUUGAACUUGGAAAAUUUGGUUCCAGAAUUAGGAAGCACUGUUACACAGUUAGCUUCAAGGUUACCGGCAGCGCUAAGGCAAUUAGCUAACCAACGCAAGGAAUUUUCAUCAUCUGGUCUCGAAGGGGAUGCCAAGUGGGAUGAAAAAUUCCUUGAUGUCGGCGACGACGAUGAGAAUGAUGACGAAGGGGACCUUGCCGAGAAAUAUCUGGAACUGAUAAAAAACAGAUCAGAUUCCUUAGACUUUGUAGAUGGUUAUGACGCAAAGGAAACCUUCGAUGACCUAGAAGAGGACCCAUUAACAGGGUCGAUCCUGGACACCGUUGACGUAUACAAGGUUUUUAAGGAGUCCAUUAUGAACCUACAACAUGUCGACAGUAAUAGGUAUCAGGGAAUUAUGAGACAUUUGACGCCGGCUGAUCAAGAACUGUUCAUGGGAAUUAUGAACGCCUGA
Saccharomyces paradoxus is the source of this 3147-nucleotide messenger RNA. RefSeq names its product Nmd5p (gene NMD5). Lineage: Eukaryota; Fungi; Ascomycota; Saccharomycetes; Saccharomycetales; Saccharomycetaceae. Bases 1 to 3147 code for a protein of 1048 amino acids. Gene Ontology annotation, biological process: protein import into nucleus. The transcript has a single exon. Gene Ontology annotation, cellular component: cytosol; nuclear envelope. Gene Ontology annotation, molecular function: small GTPase binding. The record is from RefSeq and is a predicted model, not a curated record.